UACCACCCUUUAAAAUCAAAAAACUUUCUUCUUCUUCUUCUUCCUCAAUCAUUAUCAUUAUAUACUUAUAAUUUCCCAAAAACCCUAAAAUUCAACUAAACACUCCCAUUAUCAUUAGUUAGAAUUAAAAUCUUUAAUCUUCAUUAUUAUUAUUAUUAUUAUUAAGUAAUAAUUAAUGAGAUGGGCAAAGUUUCAGUAAUAAUUUACAUAACAGUAGCUUUACUAAUCCUCUUAUUAAUCUCACAUUCCCCUGAUAAAUCUACUCACCGUCACCGCCGUCACCGCCGCCUCAAACUCCGGCCACACCCACAACCCAACACCACCGACCACCACAUCUCUUUUGACCCAUUAAUCGCUGACAUUGAAAGAAAACGUGAAGAUAAAUUAUGGGAAGAAAAAAAUCAAAUCUUUAACAGCAAUCAUCAUGAAUCCGACCCGGCACCCGGGAUGAAAUCGCAACCCGAAUGGGAGGAUUUUAUAGAUGCAGAGGAUUAUUUGAAUGAUGAACAUAAGUUUAACAUAACACAUAGGUUGGUGUUGUUGUUUCCUAGGAUAGAUGUUGAUCCUGCUGAUGGUUUUGUUACUGAACAUGAGUUGACUGAAUGGAACCUUGAACAAGCUCAAAAAGAUGUUCUUCAUAAGUCUCAAAGAGAGAUGGAGUUGCAUGAUAAGGAUCAUGAUGGUUUGGUUUCUUUUGCUGAGUAUCAGCCUCCUAGUUGGGUUCGAGAUUCCGGUAAUAAUUCAUUUGGAUACGAUAUGGGUUGGUGGAAAGAGGAACAUUUUAAUGCAUCUGAUGCUGAUGGGGACGGUUUUUUGAAUAUCACCGAAUUCAAUGACUUUCAGCACCCUGCGGACACUAAGAAUCCUAAACUUCUUCGGUGGCUAUGCAAGGAAGAAGUGAGUGAACGCGAUACUGACAAAGAUGGGAAGAUAAAUUUCAAAGAGUUCUUCCAUGGACUAUUUGACCUUGUUAGAAAUUAUGAUGAAGAAAUUCAUAAUUCUUCACAUUUUAAUAGUGAUUCGUUAGAGUCCCCAGCAAGGAGCUUUUUCGCCGAGCUUGACAAAGAUAGUGACGGUUGCUUGUCUGAUGUUGAACUGCUACCUAUCAUUGGAAAGCUUCAUCCGCCAGAGCGUUACUAUGCUAAACAGCAGGCAGAUUAUAUUAUAUCACAGGCUGAUACAGAUAAAGAUGGACGCUUGUCAUUGACAGAAAUGAUCGAUAGUCCAUAUGUAUUUUACAGUGCUAUAUUUAACGAGGAUGAAGAUGAAGAUUAUGAAUACCAUGACGAGUUCCGCUAAUCUGAAGAUUUGGUAAAGACUUCCACGAUUCUUUUGGUGUAUGACUAUUUAUGUUUGCAGCAUAGUAUUAGGGUCCGAUGAUGUUUCUUCUGCAAAUGUAGAAUAACUUUGUUCUUCAUCAGAUAGGUUCUAAAGCAAACAUUUUUUACUUCAGUUUCUGAACCAUAGGUACAAUUUGAUGAUAGCAAGCAUUUUUGUUUCCUUUUCGAGGAAUAUCCUGAUUGAAUGGAUAGUGAGCGAAAAGCAUAUAUUUGUCAUCAAGCUUCAAAUUGUGUAUUUUAUUGUUGUGAUUGAUACCUAUGGGAUUUCAUCAUGGCACUCGUAUAGACUUAUCAGAGUCUGCUGCAUGUUUUUUGACACUGGAUAAUAAUAGUCGAUAUUGUCUGUAACCUUGUCUUUA
This is a messenger RNA of Erigeron canadensis, 1699 nucleotides long. RefSeq names its product reticulocalbin-2. Gene Ontology annotation, cellular component: endoplasmic reticulum. Gene Ontology annotation, molecular function: calcium ion binding. The record is from RefSeq and is a predicted model, not a curated record. The transcript has 6 exons. Lineage: Eukaryota; Viridiplantae; Streptophyta; Magnoliopsida; Asterales; Asteraceae. The coding region runs from base 181 to 1299 and encodes 372 amino acids.